Gaeumannomyces tritici R3-111a-1 is the source of this 1318-nucleotide messenger RNA. RefSeq lists its product as hypothetical. The transcript has 4 exons. Lineage: Eukaryota; Fungi; Ascomycota; Sordariomycetes; Magnaporthales; Magnaporthaceae. The record is from RefSeq and is a predicted model, not a curated record. Bases 440 to 1318 code for a protein of 292 amino acids.
CAAAAGUCCAGGCCAAGCAAGACAUUGAGCACUGGUGUUGCAUUCGGAGACGGGGCCUCGGUCCCUUCCAUAUUGGCAGCAAGGCAUCGAGCAGCCCGAAGCGGCCGGCCCCAAACUCGAUCUUCCGUGGGCUCGGGGAAGCGGGAAUCAGGCUAAAGGGGCAGGCCUAGCCACAUGGCCCGGCUGCGGUGCCAUCCUGUUAGGGCACAAUCAAAGCAAUCAAAGUCUUGGCUAGGGCAUUUCGGAGCCGUUAGCCGCAUGUCUGACCACCAAACACCAGCGGAGGAAGAAAAUUGAAAAUCAAUGUCGGAGACUGAGCAGCCAUCUAAACCGAGCGUCCCGAGAGGAGGGGGUGAAGCCUGUCCGCGAAUGCUUAACUGAUUGCCAUCUGCGAUCUUGCUCUGCAUCGCGGAUUUUGUCUUGUUGAGGCGAUACAGCCAUGGUCAUGAACAGCGUCCAUGAACUCCCUCCCAAUUUACCCCUGAUCAACUCCCGUCUUGGUGAUCGGAGGCAAAGGGCGUUUCCUAUCCAGACCAUCGGAAUGGCGUUGACAGGCCGAUGUUUAUACCUGCCUAUCUUGACGGCACGAAGUGGCGAAUGUGGCGUGACACCCAAAGCACCGCUCCCGCCUUGGGGUGUCCAACGGGGCUACGGACGGAGGGACGGUCCUGUGGGAUCGGCUGUGCCCCCCGCGGGUUCGUGCUCGGCGCUUGCGGCGAGGAUGGCCGCCAUGGGCCAGGAGAGGGAGACAAAAGGCCGGCCAUCCUCCACAACAUCAGCAAAUGAGGUGGCCGCUCCGGGUACGAGCAGUGCUGACGGGAGCUGGCGGGAGGGCACGGCUCCACGGGAGGAGCACAGUCGGUACGGGGUACGGGUGUACAGUCAGUCAGAGGCCCAGACUUGCCGUGCCAGCACAGCCCACGUCGUGCUUGCAGACAACCGCCACCAUCAUGCAUGCACUCGGUCAUCCAGGAUUCCUCCUCUGGUCGGUGUGUCGGUUGGCAGACCUCCCAAGUCCCAAUCCGUCCCCUCGGAGGCUGGCUGGGACAGGAGCUGGUCCCCGCUUGGCCCCUGGCUCCCUGCAUGGGCGGGUUUUGUUUCGACCCAUCAAAAACGCAAGACGGAAAAGGAGAAGGCUUUUAGCCCGUUUGGGCCUACCGCCCUGGCCCUCCGCCCCAAGAGAUUCCCCACCGGCUGGGCUCCAGCCAGCCAGCCGCCAGUCGCCAGUUGCCACCAGGCAGGCUCGGCCCACCCAGGAGCCAAGAGCCCCGGUUCGAGCUUCCGGGCGGGGGGGCUGUCCUACGUGCCUUCUGCCUGA